Messenger RNA from Galdieria sulphuraria, 2297 nucleotides. Its product is annotated as cleavage and polyadenylation specificity factor subunit 2. Gene Ontology annotation, molecular function: RNA binding. The record is from RefSeq and is a predicted model, not a curated record. Gene Ontology annotation, cellular component: mRNA cleavage and polyadenylation specificity factor complex. Gene Ontology annotation, biological process: mRNA 3'-end processing by stem-loop binding and cleavage. The transcript is spliced from 3 exons. NCBI's taxonomy places the organism in Eukaryota, Rhodophyta, Bangiophyceae, Galdieriales, Galdieriaceae. Bases 24 to 2267 code for a protein of 747 amino acids.
UCUGAUUAUUGGAAUUGAGAAACAUGUCUUCUAUUCUUAGGUUUACCCCGUUGUAUGGAGUGAAGACUGAAGACUUAGCUGUUUGUUAUUUAUUGGAGAUUGACGACUUUCGAAUACUAUUGGAUUGCGGUUGGAACGACCGUUUCGAAGAAACUCUAUUGGAGCCUUUGCGUCGAAUUGCACCAAGAGUAGAUGCGGUUCUCAUCUCUCAUCCUGAUCUGUUUCACUUAGGAGCACUUCCAUAUGCAGUUGCAAAGUUAGGAUUACGUGCACCAACAUACGCAACAUUGCCUGUGUGGAGAAUGGGUCAGUUAUUUAUGUAUGACGCUCAUCAGAGUCGAGCUAUGCAAGAGGAUUUUCAAGUCUUUGACCUAGACGACGUAGACUCUGCUUUUGAAAAUUUUAUUCAACUUAAAUAUCAACAAAUAGUAAACUUUUCUGAACGAGGAAAAGGAAUAACUAUUACUCCUCAUCCCGCGGGGCAUAUGAUAGGAGGAACCGUUUGGAAAAUACAAAGUGAAACUGAAGAAAUUGUUUACGCAAAUGAUUUCAACCACAAAAGAGAACGACAUCUCAAUCCCACUACUCUUCAGUAUCUGACGAGACCGAGCCAUCUUAUUAUUAGCGCUUCACAAGCUCUAGUUCGUCCAUCAUCUUCCUCUUCCAUCUCUGGACAACAGUUUCCAAAAGGUUCACAGAUAUAUUCUAGGUCUAACCCUUUGACAGAAAUUUGUGAAGAAGCAUUGAGCACUUUAAGACAAGGAGGUGAUGUGGUGAUACCUGUAGACACUGCAGGUAGAGUUCUAGAACUAGCUCUUGGAUUCGAGGAUUUUUGGGCUACUGAAAAACUUGGGUCAAGUUAUGCUGUUGCCAUCAUUGAGCAUGUAUCCUUUAAUACCAUAGACUUUGCCAAAAGUAUGAUGGAAUGGAUGUCCGAUGCCGUAAUUAACAAGUUUGACACUACAAGAGAGAAUCCAUUUCAUUUAAAGCACAUUCAUCUGUGCCACAGUCGUUCAGAGUUGAGCUCUCUGUUGUCACCUAAAGUUAUCUUGACGUCGGUGGCUUCGCUUGAAUGUGGAUUCUCCAGAGAAUUAGUUGUAGAAAUGGUAUCGAAUAAGAAAAACAAAUUGAUUUUAGUGGACCGUCUAGAACCGAACACAUUGGCACAUUCCAUUUAUAAUGUACUAGAAGAUGAAUCAGAAGGGAAGACAGUUCAGUUACCUCGAAUUGCGCUGCGGUUGAAUAGGCGUGUUCCACUCCAAGGAGCAGAACUUGAAGAAUAUUAUGCAAAUAUGAAAACCUCGAAUGAGUCCGUUAGCCUUUUGCAAAACCCAAGUGAGAUGCAUUUCGAAAAUAGAUUGUCUUCAUCAACCGAAGAAGAACAGGAGGAAGAAGAUUUGAGCUCAAUGAGUGACGACGAAAAGGACAAGGCCACAAAUCAUUUUGGCUCCUUUUCUGGAGAAAGCAAGAUUGACAAAGCUCGUUCUGAAAUGAUUGUAUUCUCGAAUGCGCGUAAGCAGACUGAUGAUAUUUGGGAUGACUACGGUUUAGUAAUCGAUACGAAAUGUUUCAUGAUUGGUGAGGACCCAGGAGAGAUAGAGGGAGAUAGUGAAGAGUUUAGCGAGACUUCGAUGGACGACGCUUUGAAUAAUCCUGUGGAUUUUCGUGGUUUAUUUCAGGAAGACGAACAAGUUCCGACAAAAUGUAUUCAAGUAAAUGUCAACUUGGAGGUUGCUUGUCAAAUUAGAUAUGUUGGUUGUGCUGGUCUUUCAGAUGGUCGUUCGUUAAGGCAGUUGUUAACUGCUGUGGCUCCAAGAAGAGUAAUCAUUGUACAUGGGAGUCGUAAAGAAACUGCCGCUAUUAAAGAAUUUUGUGAACGAGGGCUCACCAAAGAUAUUUUCUGCCCCAGAGCAAUGGAAACAAUAGAUAUAACUACGGAUACUUCUAUCUUUAGGUUGACUUUAAGGGAUCGUCUCUUGUCAAGUUGCAUUUGGAAAAGGAUUGGAGAUUAUGAAUUGUCGUUCUUAGAUGGAACUAUCCGGGUAGAAAAUGAAUCGUCUCCAAAAGAGAAAGAAACAAAUGUAAGUCAUACUCAAGAAUAUGUUUUAGAGCAGCGUUCUUCUUUGGAUAGUGGGCAUCCCAUUGUAUUCAUUGGCGAAGGAAAGUUGUCCGAUUUGAGACCUGCUCUCAGUCGUGUAGGAAUUCCUUCCGAUUUCAUCGGCGACAGCGUCUCAAAUGGCAACUCUGGAAGGUCCAUUAUGCCCUGAUUACUUUGAAGUUCGAAAAUUGCUACUUCA